Molecule: messenger RNA, 549 nt
Organism: Spodoptera littoralis (African cotton leafworm)
Lineage: Eukaryota; Metazoa; Arthropoda; Insecta; Lepidoptera; Noctuidae
Source: the annotation of a GenBank genome assembly
GAGUAAUAAAAACUAUUUUAUCGACUAUUGUUGUACCGAAUCUGUGAUAAAAACUAUCAAACGUUAACCAGGUCCCAAAUCAUCGUUUUACCGAAUGUAAUUCAAAAAGAUUCAAUGAUUCUAAAUUCAAUGGCUAAGUAGAUUUAUACAAACUCUCAGUCCCUAUUUUAUCCCCUUAGGGGUAGAAUUUAUCAAAAUCCUUUCUAAAGAGACGUUUACGUCAUAAUAUCCAUCUGCACGCCUAUUUUCAACCCGAUCUGUGUAAAACUGACAAAACUUCAUACAAACGUUCAUCCCCUACAUUACCCCAUUGGAGGUGGAAAUAAUCAAAAUCCUUACUUGGGGAUGCCUACGUCAUAACAUCUACCUGCAUGCCGAAUUUCAUCUGCAUCGGUGUAAAACUGACAAAGCUUCAUAUAAACUUUCACCCCCUAUUUUACCCCAUCAGUUAAAAACUGACAAAGUUUCAUACAAACUUUCAUCCCCUUUUUUACCCCCUUGGGGGUGGAAAUUAUCAAAAUCCUUUCUUAGCGGAUGUCUACGUCAUAA